AUGUCAGAAACAACUAACUCGGAUAAGAACAAUAAUGAGUCGAUUGAGAAAACAAAUGAAGCGCGAAUAAAAGCAGUUACGCAGAGCAAUGACACGCACGCAAACACUGAGGAGUGCGAAGUCACUCUACAAACCACAUCAGGCAAGCAAACAGAGACUUCAGUCUCCAGCUCUAAUGCCACCAAAGCUUCUGAAAAUAACAAGUCGGAUUCAGCGUCCCUCAAAGACGAGCGCGAGCAGACAAAAGCAAAGACGGGUGCUGAUCAAUCUUCAAAAUCCGAAACACAUCCCCCUCUAACUUCAGUUCCGGUAAGGUCCAGUGCACCAGCCUCAUCUGAACCUGCUCCAAAGAUCAUAACAGGAACUGCACAAAUCAGAUCCACCACACCAGUGGUCGUAGGUGCCAGAGUAGUGACGGCUACGACCUCCAGUGUGCAGGGACCAGGAGGUGCCAGCUUGGCACAGGUUCCUCAGGCUGGAAGAGGUUCUGUAAGCUCUACAGCUAUAAACCAGCCCCGGGUCACCACCUUGACCCCAGCCAAAGGUACUGUCGUGAGGAUUUCCACCCCAUCACAAAGUGUACCAAUGACACGUGCCCCUCAAACUAUGCUGCCUGCCAACUUUCAAGUCCCUCAAGGAAUGGUGUUAAUCCGCAGUGACAGUGGGCAGUUGAUGUUGGUAUCUCAGCAGGCUCUGGCCCAAGCACAGGCUCAGGGAAUGCUGCCAAAACCAGCUAAUGCCAAUGCCUCUGCUAUAGUUAGAACCGCAUCAUCCCAGGCAACUGGAACUGCUACACCAGUCAUCAGAGUUUCUCUCCCUCCUUCUAGUGCAUCAGCCACUACCAGUAUUAAACAUAACCCUACAUCAGGGGCUGCACAUUCUGUGACAGGAACUACUGUUCUCAAACCAGCUUAUACAACAGGAACGACCAUCAUUAAACCCGCCAAUGUUGUAGCGACUGCAGUCAGAAAGCCCACCUCUACCAUGGGCACUGUUAUCAAAGCCAGUCAAAUUACUCCAAACAGCAGCACAGCGGGGACCCUUAACCAGGGGACUAAUUCUGUCAGCACAACUACUGUAAUUAAUACCUCUGCUGUAAAGGAAACCUUGGAGAACGUGAAGAAGUGUAAGAACUUCCUGGUCACCUUGAUGAAGCUAGCAUCCAGUGGCACUCGCUCAGCCAACAUGGCGCAGAAUGUCCGAGCUCUUGUCAAAGGCCUACUGGAUGGUAAAUUAGAGGCAGAAGAGUUUACUGAAAAACUCUACAUGGAGCUCAAAUCUUCCCCUCAGCCAUAUCUAGUGCCCUUUCUUAAGAGAAGCCUACCAGCUGUACGUCAGCUCACCCCAAACUCGCAGCUCUUCAUUCAACAAUGUGACCAACUUAAGCCAUCAGAUUCAGCAUCAGCCAAGACUGCAAACCAAAAGCCCAGCAUCUCCAUCAGCUCCACCAUCAAACCCAACCAGCCAACCAGACCUGCUCAGCUGGUGAUCCAGCAACCUAAAGGAGUAAUCGUCGAACAGCCUGUAAUAUCAUUAUCAGCCCAGAACAAUUCUCAACCCAAACAGUUGGUCAUUCAAACCAGCACUCAUUCAACAGUCCCCACAAGUGCUGUUGUGCGGCAGUCCAUCCUUCAGGUGUCUAAAACACACUUUUCUCAGCCACCCCUUACAGCACAUGCACACGGCUUCAAGGACAGCACCUCGGGCUCUUUCCGAGAUGACGAUGACAUUAAUGAUGUGGCCUCCAUGGCAGGAGUGAAUCUGAGUGAGGAGAACGCUCGUAUCUUGGCCUCUGGCUCUGAGCUUGUGGGAUCAGUGAUACGCUCCUGUCAAGAGGAGCCCUUUUUAUUCCCAUCAGCCCUCCAGACACAAGUGCUCCACAUCGGUGGUUCUCUGGGUAUUACAGAAGUGUGUCCUGAUGUAUUUGAAUUGCUCUCUCUGGCAACAAAAGAGAGACUUGGAGACCUGCUGGAGAAGCUAACCGCUGUAGCACAACAUCGCCAAAUCUCCUAUAGGGAUGAUUGGCGCUACAGUCAGACCAAUGACACACGCUCUCAGCUGAAGUUCCUUGAGCAACUGGACAGACUGGAGAAACAGAGGAGAGAGGAAGACGAGAGAGAAGCACUACUCCGCAUCGCCCGGAGUCGCUCUAACAGUGAAGACCCAGAGCAACAACGUCUCAGACAGAGAGCCAAAGAGAUGCAGCAGUUGGAGUUGGCACAGAUGGAGCACCGAGAUGCAAAUUUGGCAGCGCUGGCAGCCUUGGGACCCCGUAAGAGGAAAGCUCUGGAGGCUUCCGGCCCAGGGGCCAACCAGUUGUUAGGUCCAUACGGGCAGCUUACAACUCAAAGAGCACCAAUUCGAGUCACUAUGAGAGAUCUGACUUUCUGCAUGGAGCAAGACCCCACGCUCAGACACUCACUCAAGCUAUAUAGUGGAUUUCUACGCUAGAUACACACAGUCAAACCACUGAGACGUGCUGUAUUUGGAUGAGUUUUGUAUUAACUUCUGUAUCACAGUGUUCCAUCAAUGUUCAAAUCAGAAUAGUUUGCCAUAUUAUGUGUUCCUGUCCUUGUUUUGAGUUGUCUGUUAUUUAGAAUGUUUUUUUUUCUUCAUGUUGAAUGUAUUUCACAAACAUAUUGACUGAUAAGGAAUUAAUUAAA
This is a messenger RNA of Myxocyprinus asiaticus (Chinese sucker), 2663 nucleotides long. RefSeq names its product TAF4B RNA polymerase II, TATA box binding protein (TBP)-associated factor (gene taf4b). The transcript has 14 exons. Lineage: Eukaryota; Metazoa; Chordata; Actinopteri; Cypriniformes; Catostomidae. Gene Ontology annotation, cellular component: transcription factor TFIID complex. The coding region runs from base 1 to 2451 and encodes 816 amino acids. Gene Ontology annotation, biological process: transcription initiation at RNA polymerase II promoter; DNA-templated transcription. The record is from RefSeq and is a predicted model, not a curated record. Gene Ontology annotation, molecular function: protein heterodimerization activity; RNA polymerase II general transcription initiation factor activity; DNA binding.